Molecule: messenger RNA, 6661 nt
Organism: Sorex fumeus (smoky shrew)
Lineage: Eukaryota; Metazoa; Chordata; Mammalia; Eulipotyphla; Soricidae
Gene: RGS7BP
Product: regulator of G protein signaling 7 binding protein
Exons: 6
Coding region: 668-1441 (257 amino acids)
Biological process (GO): G protein-coupled receptor signaling pathway
Cellular component (GO): nucleus; postsynapse; neuron projection
Source: RefSeq, a predicted model, not a curated record
GGCCGCGAACAACGUCAGCCAGACCUGCUCCCUGCGUCUGCCAGUCCCGCCACGGAUUCAUUUGGGAUCCUCAAACAGACGAGCCCGUAGAGACGUCGGUUCAAGGCAGCCAAUUAGAUCCAACUGCCUGCUGGGGGACCGCCAGCCUUCCAGGCCUGGUGGCAGGGGAGGGUGGGGAAAGAGAGCCGAGUGCCGCUGCGGGAAGACGCCGAAGCCAGCGCGACGCCUCUCCACCACCGCUCUCCCCUCCCUCGCCCCCUCCCCUUGCAGAAGCAGGCUUUGAAAACUGCUUCCCCGUCUGAAUGGAAACUCGGGACCGCCGGGCGCGUUCCUUCUGGUCCAGGCUUGCCGUCCAUGCCGAGGGGACAGCGGUGCGAGCUCCCUCCAGCGUGCCGCUCCCGGGACAGCGCCGGCAACGCUGCUGAGCAGAACUUAAUCGAGCCCCUUCCUCGCUGCUAGAGGAAGCGAUGCUGCACAGCGCGGCCAGCGCGGCCCCGACUCUCCUUCAGGCUGAAGGUUACCCGCCCGCGCAGCCAGCCCCAAGCCUGUGAGCGCCGCGCGCCUCCCGCCCCGGCUCCCGUGCUCGGCGCGGCGCGCAGGGCAACCACCGGGCCGCCCGCGCCGGGGCGCACUGCACCAGCGGCUUCGGCUUGGUGGAUGUGUAUGCAUGAGUUCUGCACCGAAUGGGCGCAAGAAGCGCCCGGGUCGGUCCGCCCGCUCCUCGAUCUUCCAGAUCAGCAAGCCUCCGCUGCAGGGCGGAGAUUGGGAGCGCAGGGGCAGCGGCUCGGAGGGCGCCCACAAAGCCCAAAGGACCCUGGACGACUGCAAGAUGCUUGUUCAAGAGUUCAACACACAAGUGGCCCUGUACCGAGAGCUGGUCAUUUCUAUUGGGGAUGUCUCUGUCAGCUGCCCCUCACUCCGGGCGGAAAUGCACAAGACCAGGACCAAAGGCUGUGAAAUGGCCCGGCAGGCGCACCAAAAACUUGCUGCAAUCUCAGGCCCAGAAGACGGUGAGAUUCAUCCAGAAAUCUGUCGGCUUUAUAUACAGUUGCAGUGCUGCUUAGAAAUGUACACGACAGAGAUGCUAAAAUCCAUAUGUCUGCUGGGGUCUCUUCAGUUUCAUCGAAAAGGAAAGGAGUCUGGCGGGGGAACCAAGAACAUGGAUUGCAAAAUUGAGGAGAACGCUGAAACACCUGCUGUAGAGGACUCGGCAGCGUCCCCCGUAGAUACUCAGCAACAUUCCUGGCAAGUUUCCACAGACAUUGAGAACACUGAAAGAGACAUGCGAGAAAUGAAAAACCUUUUAAGUAAACUCAGGGAAACUAUGCCUUUACCAUUGAAAAAUCAAGAUGACAGCAGUCUUCUCAAUCUAACUCCCUACCCCCUGGUUAGAAGGCGGAAGAGAAGAUUCUUUGGGCUGUGUUGUCUCAUCUCAAGCUAGGGGAUUCUUCCUGGAGAACCCCCAUUGGGAAGACCUGAAGAAAUCGCCAAACACGAGGACCACCAGAUAGCUGAAUAAGAGUUAUUGGGUUUUAACUAUGUUUUCUAUGCUUCCUUAUUACUUUUUUCUCCCUCCUCCUGCCAUUAUAAAUGAUUUUACAUUUGAAAGCAGCUGCUGUCAAGAAGAAGAAAAAAGAUUUGAAAAGCUGGCCGUUUUUAAAAGGAUUUUUAAAGCUGACGUUGUGCAUGUCUGCUCCAAACCAUAUAAUGGCAGAUGCAAGAAUUAUGAUUUUUUAAUUAUUUAAAGGUUUUUUAAAUGCAUUAUACAGAGAAAAACUUAUCUCAUGUAUAGUAAUAUAUCUAUGGCUCUCACUGAUCUUAUGUUAACAAUUGAUCAUCAUAAAAGAAGUCUUUAAACAUAGAAAUCUAUUUAAAACUGUUAAAAAAUUCAAUCUAUCAAUAUCACUAGAAACAAUGUGAUAAUCAAACAUAGAACACAUUUAUUGCUUUCUCUGCAUUCAUUUAUGUUUAGUCUUCCAUUCUGUCUGAAUCUAAGAGCUUCAAUAUAAAAAUAUUUUAAUUCAUAAUGCAACAAAAACACCAUCUAUGAAAAUCAUUCAAAUUUUGUAAAUACACAAUAAUUCUAAUGCCUUCAUACAAUGCAUAUGGGCAACUAAUCUCCCUUGAUUCAAUGGUGUCUUUUCAGCUUCUUGGAGAAUGAAGUAAUCCAGUUAGGAAAUGGUGUAGUAAUAUAGACAAUUACCCUCAAUUGUAAAAUUAAAUAUUAUCACAUUUUGUUCUAAUUGAAAUCUGAAGCAUGAUGUCUGCACAUCAGCGUAGUGUUAAAUCUUAUAGGGCAUGCUAAAAUUAGCUCAGAUCGUAAAAAUAUUUAACAUUUUACAUUGUUAAUAAAAUCUUUUUAGUUAAGCUAAGCUUGUCUCAUUUUAGAUGACUAUGCAGAUAUGACUUUUCCAAUGUGUACUUGGUGUCUUGUCUUAUGCUUAGAAACUUGAAAGCAGGACACGUUAAGCAAUACUAUAAUUUAGAAAGGAGGAAACUGCGUGCUUUGUUUUUUCUGCUCACAAUUUUAUUGUGAUCUUCCUCCACUAAACUUAUAACAUGGUACAAAUUUUGUUUUUUCUCCCCUUUCCUUCCUUCGGCUUGUUUCCCAGACAGAAUUUCCCACAGGUUUGAGAGAUUGGGUCUUUGCGCUUCCUUUCUUGAUUUUCCAGUCUGAAACUAAAAUUCUAAAGUCAGGCAAGAGGCACCAGUGCCUAGUUCCAUCAAAGGAUGAGGUAGAUGCCUAUAAGUGGUUCGUAAAGAGGUAUCUUUCAUCCCAACUCAAAACUCUCUUAGCACUUACACGCACAGACAUUUCUAUGUUCACUGAUGUUUUAACUAAAAAAUUACAUAUAUUCAAGCUCUUAGCUUUAGUAAAGGUAAAAAGAAGUACAGAUGAACAACCUGAAACAUUAUGUUUUAGUUGUAUUAUAUAGAAAGUGCUGAUAUAGACUGCUUUGACUUACAAAAUGGCAAUUUCAUAUAGUUCAAAUAGCUGGAAACUGUCUUUGUUUUUAUUUCUCUAGAUCUUUAAAUUAAAAGUGAAAAAAUAAAAAUUUCAGAAGAUAUUUUAAAAGGCUAUUCAGUUCUGUAUUUAGAUUAUGUUAGCUGGUUAUUGACCGUAUCAGAGUUCCAUUAAUUAGUAACUAAUACAUGGUAAUGAAUAUACCUGACUUUAGAAAGACAUAUCCUUAAAGUUGUAUGAGAAAAAUUGCAAUAUUCUAAAUCAAAUACUUGUAAAAAAGUUAUGGGAAUACACUAUUUUAAAAUUCCAAGGGGAAAUAUUUCCUUGCAAAGUAAGUAACCACUCCAAAUUGACCUAAGCUUCAAAUCCCAACUUUUGGAAAUCAGAUUUAACUUAUUUAAACCUGAAGUUUUAUAUCCUCUGAAGUUUGGUUCAUUUUUUCUUCCCUUAAAGUUAAUUCACUUAUGGUCUAUUAUUUUCAAAACUAUGAAGUAACCCAAUAUAGCAUGCUCUCAGCUCCUGUAUCUGCCAUUUUUUACCUUUCUAUUAUAUUGAACUCUGAUCUUCAGUCUAUUUUCUAUGAAUCCAUGCAAAGUUGUUAACUGCUCAGUCCAGCCUUGGUGUUUAGCACGUUCUUCCAAAUGCCUGACAUAAAUAACUUCUGCUUGGUUAAUCUGUGCUCACUCUCGCCUUAGUCUCAGUAUGACAGUAACACUUACCUUCCGUGCACUUGUCCUUCGUACAACUGAUGACUGUUAAUAAAUUCAGGUCUCACCUCCAUGUAUGGGAGGGUUGUAGUUAGCUAUUAUGGAGAUGGGGAUUUGUCUAAUUCCCGAGCUAAGCUUUCCAUAUCUACAGCAAAUAUAUUCAAUCACAUUAACUUUUUUCAUCAUGCCUGUUUCCCAGGCUUUAAUUGGUUUUGUAGUUCCCAUGGACACACUCCAAGAUUUUUAGAUGUUCUUUCACUAGCAGGUCCUAAAAUGAAAUAUAGUGCUCAAAGUCUUGGUAACCGAAACAGACUUGUAAUUGAUAAAGGUAGUUUAUCACCUCAUCUCCCCCAUUAGGAAGGUCAAAAUGCAUCUCUUUCAGAGCUAACUUCCCCAUGCGUCUGACCCACCAAAGGACUUUCUCAGGUGUCACUCAUGAGAUAGAGUUCUACUGUCUCAGCUGGUCAUUCGAUUUCAGAUUAGCAGUAAUAUUGAGCUGAUCUCUAGGAAUAGGAAGAGAAUAUUGAAUCUGUUUUGUUGCAUGUAUCAUUUGUCUGAAACAGAAAAUAGUGUAAACCUUUUCUGGUGCACACUCACCUUUUACCACCAUAUUUUUAAUAUCCUAGUAUUGUUUUUCUUUUUUUCAGAUGACAGAGGCAAUACAUAUUAUUUGUGGGAAAUAUGAAAAAAAUUAUAAGGAAAAUAUAGAUCACGUGAACCCCACACAAUCACAUUUGAAACUUUCAUUUUGAGUAAGGUUUGUGAAAGCUAAGAUCAGAUUUUUUAAAAUCUGUCCACUAAAGUUUUAUAUGCAUUUAAGAACCAAUGUUCAAGAAACUUUUGGUUGAGUUAUUCCUCAAAAAUACAAAAAGGAAGAAACAAUCCUGAUACUUUCUAACAAGUUAAAGCUCUUCGGAAAAUUCUAAAUUCCUUGCAAAUUAUGUUUUUUCCUAGCUGCCCCUGUAUUUUCACUCAUUAUUUGACAAUACUGCCACCUACUGAAAGUUGACCCUUAGAAUGUCAGGAGAAAAUCAACAAUGUAAAAAAAGUUUCAUUAAUUUUAGACAGCAGAGAUUAAUAGUGGCCCUAUGUGAAUUUUCAGAUUCUUAAGAUCUCAAAGUUAAAAGAGUUAGGAUAAUAUAUACCAGACUUCCCAUCCCAUGUGCCAUACCUAAGUAACAUCUGUGCUUUCUGUGUGUUCUAGAUCAUUACAAAAUGCAAAAUGUUCAACUUUCAGAUAAUUAAGUAGAUGGAGAAGAGCCAGCAUAAAUCAGAACUAAAUAUACAUAUACAUAAUAAAUAAACUAAAAAACAUAGAAUAAUUGAGAACAUUAGAAAAAAACAUUUCAAAUCUGUAACAAAAGAUUGAAUUAUUAAGAUAUAUUCCAUGACUGUUUCGUCAGUUUGUUGGGGAAAUGUCAAACCAGUAACUCUCAUUAAAAUAAGUUCUAGGAACAGUGAAGAUAUAAAUUUUUUUGUGUGGAUAAAACACCAAAGGAAGAAACCACAAGGAAAAUACAUACUUGACCAACUAUAAAUGCAAUGCUUCUUUAUAGUAAAAAAAGACAAGUCAAAGAGAACAAAAUUUGAAAUAUAUGCAACAAAAAGUCUAGAGCUCUAAUAUCAGGAGCGUAGACUUCACUACCCUUGGUAGUCUUCCAUGAUCUGUAAUCUCCUUCCCAGCCAUGUUUUUCCCAAUUUGUUUUUUCACCUUCCUAUUGUACUAUUUUCAUGAUUGCCUUUUAAUUGUCUGUUUUCCCCACUAAGCUGAAAGUUCAACAAGGUAACAACAGUGUAACCCCAACACCUAGCAGAAUGCUAGACAUAAAGCAGAUACUGAAAAUAUAUUUAUUGAUUUAAAUGAAUAAAAAGUGCAUGAAUAAAUGAAAUCUUAUGACUUAAAAAGAAUCAAACUUUCCAGUAGAAAAUUGAGCCAAGGGCACACACUGACAAUGCACCAUAAGUUGGUAUAAUUUACUACAAAAAUAUGGAAAUAUUGAGUGUAUUAGUAAUCAAAAAUUAAAAUUAUUAUACUCAUUUUUCAUAUUCAACAGAUAAAUCAUAUAAACAAAAUUUUCUUUAAAUUUUAAGUUUAUAUGUGUGAUAAUACAGAAUAAAUUUUCUCUUAUAGAAUCAAUAAUAUAAAUUGGUUUGAUUUCUGGAAAAUAAUUUGACAAUAUAUUUUCAUGCAUGCUAAAUAACCUCACUUUAGAAAAAUUCUCCCUUAAAAGUUCAAAAAUAAAAUGAGCUUAGAUGCACUUAUUCAUUAUUCAAAAAAUAUUAAGAAAGAUGUUUGUAGUUGCAUUAUUUGGAGUAGUAGAAAAGUGUAAAGUCUGAAUUAUAGGAUUGAUUAAAUGUGAUAUACUUCUUCAAUGGAAUAUUGCACACCAAUUAAGAAUAUGUGUAUUUUUGAAAGAUAUGUAUAUUUACUGAAAAAUCAAGUUAUAUUGUUACAUAAGAAGGGAGUUAUAGAAGAAUAUCUAAAGCAAGAUCCUAUUUCAAAAAUAUGCAUAUACAUGUGUGCAUUAAAGAAUAUGAAAGGAUAUUUGCCAAAAUGUUAACAGUAUCUAACACUGGAGGUGAGAUUUGGAACAAUUAUAAUUUUUUUUUACAUAACUAUAAUUUUCUGUUUUUCCACAAUGAGCAUGUAGUACCUAUAUAUUUUUUUCAGGGAAUAAAUAACAACAUUCACAAUAUAUAUUAAAUGAAAAAGCAUUAUUAAACCAUAUGUAUAGUAUGAGACAAUAUUUGUAAAAACAGAAAAUUAUAUAUAAAUAUACCUAUGUAUAUAUAUAUAUAUAUAUGCAUAACAGCACUAGAAGGACAUACACUAAAAUGUUAAUAGUAGUUAUCUAUGGGUAGUGGGAUUAUGGGUGAUUAUUUUUUCCUUUUGCUUUUCUGUGUUUUCUAAUUUUUCUACAAUAAAUAUGUAUUACUUGUGUAAUAAAAGCUAAUAAUAAAAGUUUUAAAAAAGAAUGAAAAAGUGAAA